AUGGACAUCAAUUCACUUCUUUCUCCCUCCGACAAUACUCGCGCCAGUUCGCUCACUCCUUCAACUGGCACCCCCAGUCUGACGCAUUCGAAUUCGAAUUCGAAUUCGCUCUCGCAGUCGCAGUCACAGCCACAGUCGCCAUUCAGACAUGUUCAGAGAACGCAGUCUGGGACCGCAGGUUUGGUGAAUUCGCCCUUAGGUCGUUCUGUUCAACCACCAUCGAGCAUUCCCGCCCAUGUCAGAAGUCCGGCCCAGCAGACUCCGCACUCGUCGCCGCUCAUCAGCCCCGUCCCUGCCGGCACCGCAUCUGCUCAUUUGCCUCGAUCCUCUUCCACACCCACCAUGGAGAGCCUGGCGGACUUCAAUGCAUCCAAGCCCAGUCUAACCAGCCGCGAAUCAACCGACAGCCAAAAAUCAUCGUCGGGUCUCUUCCCUCACCUCACAUCAGCCGGAGCGACCUCAAAACCUCGCGCAUCCAUAGACAUUAACAUGGUUGAGACCCCGCAAACAGUAAUAAGAGCAGACUACACUGAUACUUCUCUCCCCGUGGAGGCGCAACAAAGACUGGCUGUGCUGGCUGCACACAUUCAAGAAACCCCGUCGUCGUAUGAAGCCCACAAGGAGAUCAUCAAAAUCUUGCAUCAAGGCUUUGUCGACCACAUCUAUCCCUCCUCCAGUCCGAACGCUCAUGGAGAUCCUCGAAAAUAUGACCUCCUUGCUGACCUUCGGCGAGCUCGUGAGAACUUGGACAAGCUCUUUGCGGUUGGCGAGGAACAGUGGCUGGAUUGGCUUCAAGAUGAGAGUAUUCUUGCACAAACGGCGGACGAGCGAGUGGCGGUCGUGGACAAGUGUCGGCGGGCAGUCACGGAGGAGUACGGCAGCACACGACUGUGGCUGACUUACGGAGACUGGGUCUCGUACUGCCACAAAUGGGCCCUCGACUCAACUGGAGACGCGCAGGGCGAUGUCGACACCGAACGUUUGAUUGGCCGCGAAGUUUUCGACUGGAGUAUUGUCUUGGAUACAUGGUCUGAAGCCGUCGAACGGACAAAGCAUGACAUGAGCCGUAGUCACGAAGUUUGGGACAAGUACCUGGCUGUCCGGUUUGGCGACGUCAGCCAAAAAUUGCCAUCACGCGAUGCCACCACUGUUCUUGAACUGUUCGAAUCCCGUUUACGCAUACCACAUGCUGAAUGGCAGCAGACUUUCCAGGCAUUCUCAAGUUUUGUCUCUGCCAAUAUACCAGCAGAUCAAUACGAGGAAAUCAUGGCGUCCAACCUCAGAGACUCAGCCGACGCCAAAAAGAUAUGGAAUGACAGAGAUACAUUAGAGAUGAGUUUGCUGGAACCCCAAACCGCUGGGGACACUGCUACUGAAUACCAAGUUUUCUCGAAAUAUAUCGAGUGGGAGCGUGCGGAGGAGAACAAGCCACAGACACAACGAAAAGGUAGAGGCAAAAAAGCGCAGGAGGUUCGAAAUCCGUACUUCGAUCUGGUCGACGCUCUUUACGAACGUGCGGAACUUCGCUUCCCUUCAGUGCCUGCGAUCUGGGAAGAGCACAUCGAUUAUCUGAUCGAGAAGUCGAAGGCGGGCUUGUUGGACGUCCUGGCUCGAGCCACAAAACACUGCCCGUGGUCUGGGUCGCUGUGGAAACAGUACAUGUUGACCUCCGAACUUGCGGAAGAGCCAUUCGAUGAAACCGAGAAGAUCAAGCACAAGGCCACCAGCACCGGACUUUUGGACGCUGCCGGCAUCGAGGAGGCUCUCGUCGUCCACGAUGCGUGGUGUGGAUAUCUCCUACGGCGGACUAAACGUCCUGAUGCUAUUGAAGAAGAUGCUGAUGUCGCGGAAAUGGGAAUCCGGUCGUCCAUCGAGGCAGUGCAUAGCCUUGCUUCGAAGUUGGGAAUUGGAAGCGCAUAUGAUCCUUCCUUCCGGCUACAACGAAAAUAUGUCGAAUAUCUUAAGUCCCAGAACCGACUCGACAAUGCAGGGGCCCAAUUCAACGAUGCAGUGGCUGACUACGGCAAGUAUUACAAAUUCUGGCUGCGAUAUUAUGAGUUUGAAAUGCAGAAAUCCAUGCAAGUUGCGCUACUCCAACGAUCAAGGCCCGACCGACUGGACACUCUGUCUUCUGCCCCUUUCGCUGUGGGAGUUCUAAAGCAGGGGCUUCAGCAACCUGGUCUAGACUACCCAGAACCACUCAUGGAAGCGUUGUUGAAUCACUGCGAGGACUAUGAGGAUGCAGAUGAACUGCAGAGCGCCAUAAGCUUGGUACGGAAAGUCCAGAAGGAGCUCACGGCGCGGCGACAACGAGAAGUCCUUCAAGCAGCAGAGGUCGCGGCGCAAAAAGAACAAGCCGAAGAAGAAGUCGCUAGUCGGACACAAGAGGUCGCUAAUGGUCUUCACAUUGGGAAGCGCAAACGAGACGAAGAGUCGGAAGAAGAAGAGGCAAAGAAAAGGCAGCGGAAUGAAGAGACUGCAGCACCGUCAAUUGAACCCGAUCGGCCUCCAGCCGAAGAACUGAAACGCGAUCGGGAGCACGCCAGCGUGCUUGUGCAGAACAUACCACCCAACGUCACUGAAACCAAGAUCCGGCAGUAUUUCAGCAGUUGCGGAAGCGUCAAGCAGGUGAAGCUUUUACAGGACGAGGAGAACAGUGUCAUUGUGGAAUUUGAAGAUGCCGAUGCCGCUUCUUUCGCCCUCUCCCGAGAUGGGCGCGAAUUUGAAGGCGCUGAGCUCUCCAUUAUUCUCAACACUGGAUCGACGUUGUUUGUCACGAAUUACCUUGCUGCCGCCGACGAGUCGUACAUCCGCAACCUGUUCCGAUCCUACGGGGAGAUUGUUAACGUUCGCUUCCCUUCUCUUCAACGCAACAAGAAACGAAGGUUCUGUUACGUCGAGUUCAAGCGGCCUUCGGAAGCGCAGGCUGCGACCGAGCUCGACAACAAAGACAUUGACGGGCUGAAAUUGGUCGCAAAAAUCUCCAAUCCGACAGUACGGCAGCCAAGAAAGGAGCGGAGUAGCGAUGGACGAACGAUCUUUGUUGGUCACCUACCAUUCAAGGCGACCGCCGAGGAUGUCGAAAAGCAUUUCACCAAGUAUGGAGCCAUCGAGCAGCUCAGACUACCCAAGGAUCAGAAAAACAGCUCUCGAAACCGGGGCAUUGCUUUUCUGACAUUCGCCAAUGCAGGGGAGGCACAGGCUGCCUUGUCCAUGCACGGCGUGGAGUUCCAGGGCCGGAAACUCACCGUCAAUAUAUCUGAAGGUGACAGCCGACCAGCCAAAAGCAUCAACGGGCGGUCGAAAUCUCCCUCACUGCCGCCGGACACCGCAUCUGAUACCACAAGUGUAACAAAAACUGUGGAUCAGGACACCAUAGAGAGCCGGCGUCAACGGACUGUUGUCAUUUGCGACGUGCCUGAUAUUGUGAAUGAAAGCCGUAUCAAGGCCGUGGCAGAGAAGAUCGCCCCGGUGCGCAAGGUGAUCCUCAAGACCAACCACCAAGGGGCUUUUAUUGAGUUUGAGAGUAUCCCAGACGCUGGGCGAGCGAUGAUAGAGCUCGACAACCUGGAAAUUACCCCCGGCCGCCACAUCCGUGUCACCACCGAGAAGGACAUGUUGCAGCAAGAGCGGGAGCACAAGACAGAUCAAUUUGCCCGACGCCCUGCUCCGAACGCUGUUACGCCUGCCAAUGGGCCGGUCCGACGUCCUGCACAGCCAGGUGUUCGGAGAAAGGGAGGACAUCUGGGUCAGAGGUCAAGCGCUUUGCACGGGUCGAAUGAGAAGGAGAGCUCGAGUGCCGACACAGAGAAAGAAAGCGGAAAGAAGACGAACGAAGACUUCCGGAACAUGAUCAACCCGAGUUAA
This is a messenger RNA of Fonsecaea multimorphosa CBS 102226, 3867 nucleotides long. RefSeq lists its product as uncharacterized. Gene Ontology annotation, molecular function: protein binding; RNA binding. NCBI's taxonomy places the organism in Eukaryota, Fungi, Ascomycota, Eurotiomycetes, Chaetothyriales, Herpotrichiellaceae. Bases 1 to 3867 code for a protein of 1288 amino acids. The record is from RefSeq and is a predicted model, not a curated record. Gene Ontology annotation, biological process: RNA processing. The transcript has a single exon.